AUGGUGUUAGAAAGUACUAUGAUUUGUGUUGACAAUAGUGAUUUUAUGAGAAAUGGUGAUUUUAUACCGACCAGACUACAAGCUCAACAAGAAGCAGUCAAUUUAGUCUGCCAUUCUAAAACUCGCUCGAAUCCAGAAAAUAAUGUUGGGCUUUUAACACUUUCUAACAGUGUUGAAGUUUUAGCAACUUUAACCUCAGAUGUGGGACGUAUUAUUUCCAAACUUCAUGGGGUACAACCCAAUGGAAACAUUAAUUUGCUUACUGGGAUUAGAAUCGCUCAUUUAGCUUUGAAACAUAGACAAGGGAAAAAUCAUAAAAUGAGAAUAGUUGUAUUUGUCGGAAGUCCAAUAUAUGUUGAAGAGAAAGAAAUGAUAAAAUUAGCCAAAAGACUUAAAAAGGAAAAGGUUUGUGUCGAUAUCGUCAGCUUCGGAGAAGAGGCUGUGAAUAAUGAAAUUCUCAUAAGCUUUAUCAAUACAUUAAAUGGAAAAGAAGGGAGCACAAGUCAUUUAGUAACAGUUCCUCCUGGUCCUCAUUUGUCUGAUGCUUUGAUCUCUUCUCCAGUUAUUCAGGGAGAAGAUGGAGCUGGUGGAGCUGGUCUUGGAGGUUCAGGAUUUGAAUUUGGUGUUGAUCCAAAUGAAGAUCCUGAGUUGGCCCUGGCUCUAAGAGUUUCUAUGGAAGAACAACGUCAACGUCAAGAAGAGGAGGCACGAAGAAAUCAAGCUGGCACACCUCAAGUACGAGAAAGACCUCCUGCUGUAGAAGAAGCUCCAAAUGAAGAAAUUAUGUUGAAAAGAGCUUUAGCAAUGUCUAUGGAAACAGAAGAAACUUCCCCAGCCCCAGUUCCAGAUUUUGAAAAUAUGACUGAAGAAGAACAAAUUAUUUUUGCCAUGCAAAUGUCAAUGCAAGAUGCUAAUGAAGAUGAUAAAGAAGGUAAAAAUGAAGAAACUAACAUGGAAGUGGAUGGAGAAGGUGAUUUGGCUGAAGUUAUGCAAGAUCCUGAAUUCAUAGCUAGUGUUUUAGAAACCCUUCCAGGAGUGGAUCCGAAUGAUCCCAACGUCAGACAACUUCUUGCUAACAUAUCUAAAGACAAACUUGAUGAUAAAAAUAACACUGAAGAAAAGGAUGAUGAAAAAAAAUAA
Pediculus humanus corporis (human body louse) is the source of this 1140-nucleotide messenger RNA. Its product is annotated as 26S proteasome non-ATPase regulatory subunit, putative. The record is from RefSeq and is a predicted model, not a curated record. NCBI's taxonomy places the organism in Eukaryota, Metazoa, Arthropoda, Insecta, Psocodea, Pediculidae. Gene Ontology annotation, cellular component: proteasome regulatory particle, base subcomplex; nucleus; cytosol. Gene Ontology annotation, molecular function: polyubiquitin modification-dependent protein binding. The transcript is spliced from 8 exons. Gene Ontology annotation, biological process: proteasome-mediated ubiquitin-dependent protein catabolic process. The coding region runs from base 1 to 1140 and encodes 379 amino acids.